This is a messenger RNA of Phragmites australis (common reed), 1563 nucleotides long. Its product is annotated as small ribosomal subunit protein RACK1z-like. The record is from RefSeq and is a predicted model, not a curated record. Bases 134 to 1135 code for a protein of 333 amino acids. Gene Ontology annotation, cellular component: cytosol; nucleus. The transcript has 2 exons. Gene Ontology annotation, biological process: rescue of stalled cytosolic ribosome; positive regulation of protein phosphorylation. Gene Ontology annotation, molecular function: translation regulator activity; ribosome binding; protein kinase C binding. NCBI's taxonomy places the organism in Eukaryota, Viridiplantae, Streptophyta, Magnoliopsida, Poales, Poaceae.
CCUAACGCCCGGCGCCGCCCCAGUAUAAAACGCACCGCCUCCCUUGCCAUCUCCCCAGCGCCGCCGCCGCCGCCGCCACCGCCUCCACGCCACCUCUCUUGCAGCCUCCCAAGCCCUAACCCUCCUCACCACUAUGGCCGGCGCGCAGGAGACCCUGGUGCUCGCCGGCAUGAUGCGCGGCCAUAACGACGUGGUGACGGCGAUCGCCGCGCCCAUCGACAACUCCCCCUUCAUCGUCUCCUCCUCCCGCGACAAGUCCCUGCUGGUCUGGGACCUCACCAACCCCAUUCCGGUCACCCAGGACAACACCAACACUACCGACUACGGCGUCCCCUUCCGCCGCCUCACCGGACACUCCCACUUCGUCCAGGACGUCGUCCUCAGCUCCGACGGCCAGUUUGCGCUCUCCGGAUCCUGGGAUGGCGACCUUCGCCUCUGGGACCUCUCCACCGGUCUCACCACCCGCCGCUUCGUCGGUCACGAGAAGGACGUCCUCUCCGUUGCCUUUUCCGUCGACAACCGCCAGAUUGUCUCCGCCUCCCGCGACCGCACCAUCAAGCUCUGGAACACCCUUGGCGAGUGCAAGUACACCAUUGGCGGCGACCACGGCAGCGAGGGGCACAACGGUUGGGUCUCCUGCGUCCGCUUCUCGCCCAGCACCUUGCAGCCAAUGAUUGUGUCCGGCUCCUGGGACCGCACCGUCAAGGUGUGGAACCUUACCAACUGCAAGCUCCGCUGCACUCUCGAUGGGCACGGCGGCUAUGUCAACGCCGUCGCGGUGAGCCCAGACGGUUCUCUGUGCGCCUCCGGAGGCAAGGAUGGCUACACUCUACUGUGGGACUUGGUUGAGGGCCAGAGGCUGUACUCGCUCGAUGCGGGCGCAAUCAUCCACUCGCUCUGCUUCUCGCCCAACCGCUACUGGCUCUGCGCAGCGACACAGGAUUCCAUCAAGAUCUGGGAUCUUGAAUCGAAGCACAUUGUGCAGGAUCUUAAGCCCGAGGUCCCUAUCGCCAAGAACCAGAUGCUUUACUGCACUAGCUUGAGCUGGAGCGCAGAUGGAAGCACACUCUACGCUGGAUACACUGAUGGAACCAUCCGGAUCUUUAAGAUCUCAGGGUACAUCUACUCGGGCUAGAUGAUUGAUCUUUUAUUGAUAGGCUUUCCUGGGAAACGGCUGUGGUAUCUUAGUUUUUCUUUUUGACUGUUGGAAGGCAUAAUAUCUGCCUAAUUACUUCUGCUUAAUUUACUCAGUUUCAGUAGCUUCAGUCAUGAGAUUUUUGGAUACUGCGGAAUAGGGAUCUGUAACACCAUGCUUUGGUUUUGGCUCCUGUUUCAUGAAUCAUACAAUCGAUGGUGCUUCAUGAUUAAUUCAACCUCUGAUGCUGUUGAAGUCUGUAUUUAUUAUUUUUUUUAUUUUUUCAGCUGCUCUUUUAGGGAAUUCUGUAGCAACUAGAAUUUUCUAUCUGCGAGUCUAUUGUCAUCUUCGAAAUAGCAUCAGUAUAGUUGUUGCAAAGAUUAUUGGGUUUUUUUAAACUUCAAUUUAAUAUGGAAAAUAUUAUAUUA